CCUUGGUAACGGCAGUAUGGUGCGGCAAUCCGUCGACUUGUGUGGAUUUGUGUUAUUGGAUUUGUUGUGAAUUAAAAGAAUAUCCUUGAAAGUUUUUACGGUUUUGCGUAGCGUGUGUUUUAUUAGACGUCAGUGGCGUCAUCGUACGUUAGUUCUAGUAAAAUGGAGAGAGAAAAUGAGAGAGAGUUGGCCGCUGCGGCUUUCAAGGCUUUCCUGAUGAGAAACAGCACUAAAACAAACCGAAAUCUGUAUGAUCAUCUCGUUGGAUUGUUGACCAAAGUUAUGGAUGAGCGUCCAGAGAAUGCAGUUGAUGUGAUAGAAGACAUGAGUCUUGAUCUUAAAAGAAUGGCCCUUCAGGAAAAGCAGGACACGUUGCGUGACACUCCGACUUCAUCCACAGCUCUGCUAUUGGCUGAGCAGCAGAAAUCUCUGUUUUCUCGUGGAGGUGUUGAUGAUGGUGAUCAUGAGGAUGAGUUGGCGGAGUCACCUCUACAGGAUGUUGCAGAACUUGCCUUCUUUUUUGAGCAAGCUGGUGUUGGACUGGGAAGAGAAGAGACACAGAGAAUCUUUCUGGCCUUGAAACAGCUGGUGGAUACCCACCGUGUCCAGCGCUGUCGAUUCUGGGGCAAGAUGCUGGGCUUGGAAAGCAACUACUUUGUGGCUGAGGUUGAAUUCAGAGAGGGCGAAGGGGAGGAAGAGGAGGGAAUAGAAGAAACGCCUGAGGCUGAGGAGAAAGAGGAAGAGGCACGCGAGGCCCUGAAUGAAACUGAGAUUAUAGAUGCUGCUGAUCCACCCCCAAAAUCCACGUACAAGCCACCACCAGCAGUACCGAGAGAAGAAAAUCGCACAGGGGUAAACAAAUUCACAUAUUUCGUGUGCAAAGAGCCUGGAUUGCCUUGGGUCAGACUACCUUUAGUCAGCCCGGCUCAGAUCACAGCAGCACGACAGAUCCGCAAGUUCUUCACAGGCAGACUCGAUGCUCCUGUUGUGAGUUAUCCACCCUUUCCCGGCAACGAAGCCAACUACCUGCGCGCCCAAAUCGCACGGAUUUCAGCCGGCACCCACGUCAGUCCUCUGGGAUUCUACCAGCUUGAAGAGAAUGAAGGUGAGGAUGAGGGACCGCAAGACACCAUUGAGGAGAAUCCUGAAUUUGAGGGCAUCCAUGUGAAUGAGAUGACUGAGCCAUUGAAUUUAUGGGUCCAUCAUGUACAGCAUAUACUUCCACAGGGCCGCUGUGUGUGGGUAAACCUAACUAAGAAAUCUAAGGAUGACUUGGAUGAAGAUGCUGAGGAGGAAGAACAGGAGGAGGAACCUGAUGAGCCCGAGCCUGAAGUUGGGCCUCCUCUUUUAACGCCUCUUUCUGAAGAUGCAAUGAUUAAUGACACUCCACCUUGGAGCAUUAGGAUGUCCUCCAACCUCAUUCCUCAGUUUGCCAUUGCUGUGCUACGCUCGAACCGCUGGCCAGGAGCUCAUGCCUUUGCUUAUGGAAAGAAAUUUGGAAACAUAUACAUCGGUUGGGGGUCAAAAUAUCUUGGGAAAGCCUACACUCCACCCAAGCCUCCACAACCUCAGAGUGAGUAUCCCACUGGACCUGAAAUAACCGAAGCAAUGGACCCCACCGUGGAGGAAGAGCAGGCUUUGAAAGAGGCCUUGGAGGAGGAGACGGCUGCCCUGGAGGAGACCGAGGAACUGGAAGACGAUGAGGAAGAUGAGGAUUAAUAUGAUAGUAUUCAGGCAUGUAAUUGGCCAAGGACAUAAUAAUUUAAGACAUUUUUAAACCAUCAUGAAUGAAAUUUAACAAUGAAGUUCAAUUUUAUAA
Messenger RNA from Misgurnus anguillicaudatus (oriental weatherfish), 1819 nucleotides. It is a transcript of the gene rsph4a, whose product is annotated as radial spoke head component 4A. NCBI's taxonomy places the organism in Eukaryota, Metazoa, Chordata, Actinopteri, Cypriniformes, Cobitidae. Gene Ontology annotation, cellular component: radial spoke; axoneme. The record is from RefSeq and is a predicted model, not a curated record. Gene Ontology annotation, biological process: cilium assembly; axoneme assembly; cilium movement involved in cell motility.